AAAGUCAGCAGCCCCUCUUGAAAACCCCUCAGGGAGGGAACAUGAUACCCACACACAAUCAGCAACCCCCAACCCCAGGCCUCCUGGGCAACCCACCCCCAUUGCUACGGCAACCUCUCCAGGGAGUGGUUCAACAACCAUCUUUGCUACAGGGAAACACUCAGGCAAUGCAGAAUCUAGCCGCUGAUAAAAAUGAAGACAAUAUAGAUGAAGACAAAGAUAUUGAAAUAGUUGCAUCUACUGACAUGGAUGUUGGGCAAAAAGGGAUAUCUUCUGAACCAGAAGAGCGUUCUUCCUCCCCAGAGUCUCAAUUACGUGGACUUUCAUCUGAAUUAAUGCUCAGAAUGGGUCCUGUCCCACCCCAUGGACCCUCAAAACGCACAUGGCUCAGAAAAUUGCGGCGCGUAAGGAAAAAGUUCAACACAUCGGGGACAAAAUCUUCUAAACAGUCUGUUCAAUCCCCUCAAACCAAAUCCAAUGAUUCACGAUUUUCAAAGAGCCUCAAAGCUAGGCAUACAAAUCCUAUCCCAGUGGGUCAUACCAGGGCUGAAGCCACAAGCAAUGGCAAGAUCAAGCACAUAAAGCAAGACCAACACAAAUUGGGAGCUAUACCUAAUAAAAGGCCAUCUCAAUCCAUCCGACCCUCAUCCAGUGAUUCUCACUCGACCAAGAGGUUCAAAACUGUGCCAUUGGACUCGAAAACUCGAAGUAGAGCUGAACUCAUAAACGGUGGCAAGACAGAGCACAAAAAGCAACCCCAAGAUAAGCAUGGAUCAAUGUCUAAUAAAAAGCCACCUCAGUCCAGCCAAAAUACGUCUGGGGAUUCUCACUCUAAAAAGAGGUCUACAGCUAAGCGUUUGGACUCUGUUAAUAAAACUCAAGGCAGAUCUGAUCCUAAAUACUUUGGUGAGACAGUACGCAGAAAUCAAGGGCAAGAUAGAGAUGGGGCAAUAUCUAAUAAAAAGCCACCUCAGUCCAGCCAAAGUAUGUCUGGGGAUUCUCACUCGACAAAGAGGUCCACAGCUGAGCGUUUGGACUCUGUCCAUAAGACUCAAGGCAGGCCUGAUCCUAAAUACUUUGGCGAGACAAUACACAGAAAUCAAGGGCAAGAUAGAGAUGGGGCAAUAUCUAAUAAAAAGUCACCUCAAUUUAGCCAAAGUAUGUCUGGGGAUUCUCACUUGACGAAAAGGUCCACAGCUGAGCGUUCAGUAUCUAUCCCAAUAACAUGGGCUGAGACUGAAGCCACAGGCAGUUCCCAAAUAGGGAUUUCUUUGUCUAAAACUGUAGGUCCAUCCAAACAGUCAUCCCUUACUGACAAGGUUAUGGGGAUCCACCAAAUUUCGGAAGAUUCAUUUGAAGAGAAUAUACAGAUUGAGACAUCUAGAUUACCAGUCAUUCCCCAUGCAUAUUCUUCAUCUCCAUCAUCAACAACAACUUCAUCAAAGCUUCUACCUACCCCCAUUGAAGGAAAGGAUAAUACCUGGUUUACUAGCCUAAAAAAGGGCUUGGAAACCCCCACUCAAUUGUCAAGUUCAUUUAAAGGGCAUAAACCCAUCACCACAUCCCAUUUACCUUUCAUGUCUGGGUUUGAUUCACAUUUUCAUCCAGACAUGAUUGGCUGGUUUAGUGGGAAGAGACCCACCCCUACCAUUGACCCAGAGCACUCUAUACAGUUAGUGGGAGGGAUCUUAAACUUCAGUGAUCCUGAGUAUUACAAGGACCUUAAUUUCAUGGAAAAGGUCUUGGAUGAACUACCAGAGAAAGGCACUUGGCGGUUUGCAGUUGGUGUCCACCCCAAAUUUGCCAGUGAAUUCACUGAGGAGCAUUUUGAUAGUAUGAUGUGCCACAUCAAUCAUCCUUUAGUGAUGGGUGUGAGUGAGAUAGGACUUGAUUUCACUGUGCCUCCAGAACGAUGGCCAGAUCAAGAAGCUCUCCUAAUCCGUGUUCUCAGUGUAGGCUUGUGUGGAAUGGUGCUCAUUCUCCACUUGCGGGGUACCACUGAGGAUUUGGAAGGUAGGGCGGUGCACAACAUGGCUCGCUGUCUCCUCCAGAAACAUUGUCACAAGAUGCAACGGAUGCAUCUGCAAUCCUUUAGUAGCGACAUGUCCCAAGUGCAAAGCUGGAUUAGAAGCUUUCCACAUUGUUAUUUUGGCAUCACUGGCUUGGCCCAGUACUUCACCCCAGAGCAAGAGGAGGCAGUGAAGGCGAUUCCUCAAGACCGUCUGCUACUAGAGACAGACUCCCCUCAUUUCGCUCCCCACCCAGAAUUGGAUGCAAAUUAUCCAGCUUUCCUGGGAGAUGUGGGUGCAAUAGUUGCUGGUCUACGUGAAAUCCCCCUGCCAACUUUAAUGUCAUUGACUCUGACAAAUGCAAGACGACUUUAUGUGAGCAGAUAGACUGAUAUCACCAAUGGGAUGAGACUACUAGUAUAUUUUUAAGUACUCUAAAGACCAUGGGAGUUGGGUAACGGGGUUAUCUACACUGAAUUAAAGUUGUUUUAAAUAAUAUGAAUCAUAGGCAUUUAUGUGGCACCAUCUAUCUAGAAAUCCUCUAUUCUGAGGCACAUUUUCAUUAGUGUUUUUAGUAAAAGCAGAAUAAUGAGAGAAACGUCUUUAUGAAAGUAAGGUUAUAUGUAUCAGUGAUGAGCUCUCAACUUUUAUUUUUUGAUGUCUCAUUCAAGCUUUUCUUCUCCAUAAGCCAUGUAAAAUAAAAUCCAUUAAAUGCCAUUUUCUAAUAUAGAAUGUUGAAAAUGAUUUGUAUGUAAAUCAGACAUGCUUCUAUUAGAUGAUCAAUCAUCAAGAAUAAUAAAAAAAGGAGCAAUUAAUAGAAAUUUUGUUAUAUUACAUUUGGAGCUGCUUACAGUGAAAUCACAUUUUGGUGACAAUUUAAAAAUUAGAAAUCUGUUUUCGUAGAUUGCUUUUGUGCCAAAACUUUUUUAUGAUGAUGAUAUUUUUAUUCAAACCAGCUCAAUAGUAUACAUGUAGGAAAGAUGUCCCCCUUUGAUAUCUCUUGGUGAAAAACCUAUAAAGAACAUACCAUUGCGCACGUACAUGUACCGUCCAAAAUGUAUUGUUGAGUUGUUGUAGUGAUCGCAAUAUGAUUCAAUUCAUUGCGCUUAAUGCAGACUUGUGCAAUCCACAUGGGGCCUACCGGCAAAUUGCGCACUGUUGCUUCACAUGUGAUGCACGGUUGAACCUCGGAAAGAUCUUGUAUUUUGCUUUCAAUAUAUAAUGGAUAAAUGUAUGAAAAAAGUAUUGUUCCUAUUUCCGCUAACUUCCAAGGUUUUGUACAUGACAAAUAAAAAGGCAAUGUUGAUUUAAUACCUUGCAUUAGGGCAUGAGUUCUUUGCCAGUUAUUGAACCCCAUAUUGUGCCAAGGCAGGCACCUAAUAUGCUUUUCACAUUGCAUUUCCUUAACCCCAUACUAUCCUUAACCCCGGACUAUCCUUAACCCCAUACUAUCUUUUUUUGGAUUCAAACCGUCUUUCUUAACCCCAGUCGGAUGGCAGGUCCCAAGAAAGUGGCUUCUUUCAUCCAAGUGAUAUUCAUGACUUGAGAUGUUUUGCAUAUUUAAUGAGCUUGAUAUGGACCAAAACACCUCUUUUCAUUCGGUCAUUGCUGCUCUAAGUGUGCAUCGAAUUUCAUGAUUUUGGUAUCAUUGUAAAGAAGAAGAAUCAUUCUUUCAGGUCAUGUGUUUGAAUUUAUUCAAAGAUUUAGUAAUAUAGGUUAAAAUUUUGAUCUAAAAUAUGCUACAAAAUAAUUAUUUUCACCUGACAAAAGCUGCUAUUCUCACACUUUAUUUUUGUUUGAGCCCAAAUGAUUUUAGAUCAUGAUAAAGCUGAAUAUGUAUGCUUUAAAAUAGUAUAGGUUUCAAAAUAAGAAUUGGUUUAAUCGGGUCAAGAUCACACUUUUCAUUGGCCAAGUACAUAAAGCAGCUUGAAAACAAGAAUACUGCACUCUGAUUGGUCAAAGAGACCACACACUGGCAAAUUCCAACGGUUCCAGUGCCUGGGUUCAUGGGAAGGUCACACUUCCCAUGUGGUAAUCUCCUCAAAUUACCUGUGCCUGUUGUUCUGUGAACCUUAUCCAGCCAAUCAGAACUCUGGAUUUCAUGCAAGUACAAAAUUUCAGAAAUCUCGUCUUGUACCUUGGUGGGAAAAGUGUGAUCUUGACCCGAUUAAAAUGUGCCGCAUAUCAAGAGUGGCAUUGUGAGAAAGUACAGAAGUUCAGCUUUGUGGUGAUAUAUAUAUAUAAUUGAGGCUCAAAAUAAAAAGUUUUGCACAAUUUGCAAAAGAAAACAGGAAGAAAAGUCAGUUUUGUGGCACACUUUCAGGCCAGAAAAUAACUUAUUUAUCAAAAUAUUGUAUAC
This is a messenger RNA of Lytechinus pictus (painted urchin), 4368 nucleotides long. RefSeq names its product putative deoxyribonuclease TATDN2. Lineage: Eukaryota; Metazoa; Echinodermata; Echinoidea; Temnopleuroida; Toxopneustidae. Gene Ontology annotation, molecular function: hydrolase activity, acting on ester bonds. The transcript has 2 exons. The record is from RefSeq and is a predicted model, not a curated record. The coding region runs from base 42 to 2396 and encodes 784 amino acids.